AUGCUCUCUUCUACCGAGACCGUUCUGCCGCCUACUAAGGCCGGGCUUUAUUUCGAUCCUCCCACGUUUGACAGCUCAUCCUCGACCCUUGAUUCUACUGGUCCGAGGGCGUUGCGAAAGCACAAAACCCUCCCUCAUCCCAGGAACAGCAAGCCAUCUGCCACGCACGGCUCACGCGCGCCCCAUGGCUUUGGCCUAGCCAUUGACACGAAGGCAUCUUGGUCGGAAUCCGGCUCGCAGGUAUCCAGUGCGCCGUCGCAAGCCCGGCGCGCGGGCGGACCCGACCUGCCACCAACGCCGCCGGCUCACUCGCGCACCUCGUCCAGCAGCCACUCCGUCCUGCCGUCCAGUCCAACGUGCGUCGGCAGCCCAGAGCAGAGCGUGUCUAGCCUCUCGGCCACGAGGAUACCGGGCACGCCGCCGAAUCAGAAGAGCCCGCCCACGCCCGACGUGACACCACCGCAGCAGAUGCGGCGGCCAAAGGGACCGCGGCCGCUGCUCUCGGAUCGCAUUCCCUCCAAGGCCACAACGGCCGACUCUCGAACCGAGUCCUUCAGGACGGCACGGGAAGACCCGUAUUCAUCGGACGAAGACAAGGCAUCUAUGCUGCGGCCCACAUUACAUUCGGGGAGAACGUCACGAAAUACGGUGCGGCCAACGGACGUAAGGCGAAAGAAGCCCCAAGGCAUUGGGCUAGGACUGGGGCUGGAAUCAGACGAUAACUUGACCCCAAGGACAAAACAAGAAUUUUUCACAUUUGAUGGGGAAUGGGCCGGAGGUGCGUCCGGAAGCGAGGUCGAGCAGGAAUGGGACGAGAAUCUUUUCAGGAAUGUCACGGUGCGCAAGCGACGGCCGAAGCCAAAAAUGGUCGCAGAAGAGACACCGAGAGACAGUGCCACUGAGGUGCUCGAGGAUGUUACAGUCACUCCGACGAAUGCAACAAAGGCUCUGCGCUCGAUACCUCUGCACGACAAUCAGCGACGCUAUUCCUCGCCCAAGACAGUACCUGAUCGCGACCGGGGCAAACGCCAGACAUCAGCCUCCACAUCGGAGCCACCGGUCAAUGUCGACGCCAGGCGGUCGUCAGUCAUGUCUUCCAGAUCUACCGUGUCAACAGUCGUGGAGGCGAUCCUGGUGGACGCGACGCCGCCACGGCGGAGAACGCUUCGUCAUGUGAGAAAACAGCCGACUCUACGAGACUCGGCGCCUCGGAUAUCCCCUGCAAGCUCCACAGCAUAUUCCACGGGCUUAGAGGAGACGGCCAGAUAUCCCAGACCACGCAUCGGCGUCGAUGCCGGGCACACGGAGAGUUUUGCUUCAUCUGGUACGGUCAACUCUCUAGCCAGCCGCAAGGCACGACGUGAAGUGUGGAAGAAUGGCGGAGUUCCCGUUGUCGUCAUUCCUGAUCGCAGGGCGUCCAUGAAGCCUGCGGGUACGCCCUCGCUGAGGUCGACAAGCAGUCGCAGAUCACAGCGGAGCAGCAGCCUGAGUUCCAUUCCCCUGUCAAACCAGUCCAAGGUGAAGGAUUUGGCUCCUUACUUUGAACGGCCAUCCCGGCGAGGUAGAGCCAUGUCAAUGUCGACAUCUGAUGGAUCACUUCCGGGCGACCAGCGAACCAUAGACUAUCCUCCGAUCGUACCACUUCGCACUUCUUCUCUGUCGGCCCCUACGAGCAGAAACAAUUCCAGGAGCAACUCCCGGAGCAACUCCCGCGCAAAUUCACUUGCAGGCUCUCGUACAAACUCCCUGACCGCUGCAAGCCUAAAGCUACACAAUGCACUGCAGGAGCAGCAGGCGCAGGACCAAUCACCCAAGAUCACCGUGGAGCAGGCGUCAAGCAUCCCUGACGUUGAGUACAUCGCAGCAGAGGAUGAUCAUUCGGAUGAGAGACAACUUCAGCCGGCCCCUUCCGUCGAGUCGCACAAGGAGAGAGAUGUGCGUGACCACAGGCCACUCCUUGACCACAACGGUGAUCCGUUCUUCGGCAAGCGACUGACAGCGCACAACACCCCGUUUUCAAUCGCGUCGGUCGAGACAAACGGGACACACUCUGCAGCCGAGGUUUCGGAAGCCAUGGCGGUGAACAUCUAUCCGCACCAGAACCGAUCCGUCCGCAUGGUGGACCACACCUCCAAGGCGUUUGAUGCAAACGCACUUGAUAGAGAGCAUUCGGUCGGGUCUGAUGAGACUGGUGAGACUAUUAAGACUGAGAGGAUUGGUACAGAAUUUGAGAAACCUAGUAUCACCGCAACCGGCCCAGACGGUGAACCUGUCACACCUCCCCAGCCUCAGUUUUCUAUGGAUGACGUGGACUCUCCUCUACGAAACCCACGCGCACCGCCCGAGCCUCCUGCGAUCAAGUUCACCCCGGCCACACCCUCUGGCCUCACGCCUGCGGCAGAAAAGAUGAAGAUGCUGGGCAACUACUUUGAAGCGGACGCGCCGGAGAGGCGGCCCUCCUUGGUCAAGCGAGCGCUGAGUCUGAGAAGAAGCUCUGCCAAUGGUGUCCCUCGCAGUCCAGGCUUCCUUGCUCGCACGCUCUCACUAUCGCGGAACAUCCGCAAAGACACUGCUGAGAACCCGGAUAUGGAGGUGGGAGAGGACGCGGUUCGUCAUCAAUACCCAAACAUUGAUGACCCACCUCCGGACGAGGAUAGGCUGCACCCUUUCUGGCGCCCUGCGUCGUCCCAGUUCGAGCCUGAAGACGACGAGGAUUGGGUCUAUGAUGUUCAGGGUAGUGUGGACCGUGACGACCACUAUUCAGCAGGUAGCAGCCGACCUGGCCCGCCUCGGCGUUCACUUUCAUCCCGCAUGAAACGCACAUUCGCCAUAUUGCCGAUCACGAACGAUGAUCACUACAUGUCCGCAGGCAACCGUGCCCCCGAUCGCCGCACCAUCAAGCGAACGCCCAGCGGAAACCUGCGCGUGAUGCGCCACCGCGACAGCUACUCCAGCAUGCACUGGGGUCGUCGUUCAUCGUCCUCCAACCGCCACGACGACGACAAUGACGAAGCCGAGGGCCGGCCGUCCACAGCCCCGGACGUUCGACCCGGCCGCCGCGCGUGGGGCGUGGAGAAGCGCGUGGACUCGCAGGGCCGCCGCUUCUUCCCAGGCUGGCAGGACAAGAUGGAACAGUACGGCUUCCAGAACCUGCAGCGCCGCCUCAGCGAGCACAGGCGCCAGAAGCGCAGCGACGCUCUCCGCCAAAAGAUCAGCGGCCCACGUGAGGUCCGCGAUGGCGUCGGCGAGGUCAUCAAGCGCAACAGUUACAAGGGGCCCAGCUACCAAACGCCGUCGGGUGUUGGUGUCGGCCGGACAGUCUCGAUGGGCGACAUGGACGGCGUCGAGCGCGCGCCCAGGGUCCAGGUCCAAGUCUAG
This is a messenger RNA of Neoarthrinium moseri, 3378 nucleotides long. RefSeq lists its product as uncharacterized. Bases 1 to 3378 code for a protein of 1125 amino acids. The transcript has a single exon. Lineage: Eukaryota; Fungi; Ascomycota; Sordariomycetes; Amphisphaeriales; Apiosporaceae. The record is from RefSeq and is a predicted model, not a curated record.